GGUCCCUUAAGUAUACAGUAUAAAUGACCACGGUCCCUUACGUAUACAGUAUAAAUGACCACGGUCCCUUACGAAGAGCCGUGUAAAAAUGAUCGCAGGCUGCGUUGGCUCAUCGGAUUUCAGGGUCGAGUUUUAAUGAUCAGGGAGGAGGUGGUUGGUGAUGGUGAUGAUCGUGGUGGUGGUGUAAAGACGAUCACCACCAGCGCUUGUGCCAGGCCAGGUGUACACUUGCGAAGGGCAGGCACAGAUGUACAUGCACGGUAUGACAGACGCGCACGGAAACGGAGGUAACGGUCAAAUGUGCAGACGCACUGACGAGACACAGAGACCAAGUGACACACACACAACAUAGACUCUGCGUCGGAGGGGUUCUCGCUCGCCCGAGUGAGCUGGGGGGAGGCGACGGCAUCCAAGGGUAGAGAUUUCGCGGGGUAGAGAUUUCGCGGACCAUGUCUGAAGACUACGAGGGGAAACUCGAGAGGUUCCGAAGGAGCCACACGAACCCCUUCAACUCCUCCACGUCGUCCGGCACCACGACCACCACCAACACCACUCACGACUCCACCACCACCAACCACAGCGACAUGGAGGAGACGGCGGAGGGAGGCGGCCAGUCGCACGGAACCAGCGACUCUGAGUCUCGGGAGACGGAAUCGGAGCUGGAGUUGGGGGCGGAAUUGGGGCUCACGGAGAAUCAUUUUCCUCCCCCGCACGGCCUGGCCCACGUGAGCCGGCUGGAGGAGCUGGAGCACGCCGUGGAGAUGUGCAAGGUGUCGGUGCUGGAGGCCUCCGAGUUCUCGGCUCGCCGCGAGCAGGCCCUGGCCAGGCUCGUCCAGCUCCGCAUCAAGAUCCAGGAGCUCAAGGAGCCAGAGGACGAGGAGCCGGACGUGAAGCUGCUGCUGGAUCACCGCUUCCGCAAGCGGCACAGCCGGAGUGUGAAGCACAGCUGCGAGCGGUGCAGCACGCUCAUCUGGGGCGUGCUGCAGACCUGGUACACCUGCUCAGGCUGCCACUUCAACUGCCACAGCCGCUGCCUGGACUCCAUUGUCAAGCGCUGCGUGAGGGUGAAGGUUAGCCACCAGUCUGAAUUUGAGCUCCGCAUUUGCCCGGAGCAGGGCCUGGACCGCCAAGGCUUCUGCUGUGCCGAGUGCCGUGCGCCCAUUGCCAUGGGCCUGGUAGCCAAUGAGGCCCGUCUGUGCGAUUACUCUGGACGCUACUACUGCCCCAACUGCCACUGGAACGACGCGAUGGUCAUCCCAGCACGGGCCCUGCAUAACUGGGACUUUGAAUCUCAGAAGGUUUGCCGGUCGAGUCUGCGCUUCCUGACGCUCAUGCAGGGCCGCCCGGUGCUCAACGUGAGACACAUCAACCCGUUGCUCUUCAAGCACGUAGAGGAACUGGCGCAGAUCAAGAAGCUGCGAUCGGACAUCCUGAAAAUGAAGCCGUACCUCGUCACCUGCACAGACGCGCUGGAGUCCCGAAUUCUCCUCGAGCUGCAGGAGAGGCAGCACUUUGUGGAGAAUGUGGACAUGUACUCCAUGCAGGACCUCAUCGACGUGGUCGUGGGGCGGCUGAGCUCCACCCUCACAGACGUCCACACGACCUUCGCCAAGCACAUCAAACUCGACUGCCAGCGAUGCCAGGCCAAAGGCUUCAUCUGUGAGCUCUGCCGCCAGGGGGAGGCGCUCUUUGCAUUCGACAACCACACGGCCGUGUGUCCCAACUGCUCGGCUGUUUUCCACAGGGACUGUUACUAUGACAACGCCACUGUGUGCUCCAAGUGCCGGCGCUUAGAGGCGCGGAAGAAAUCCCUGCAGCAUGCCCCACGUGGUGGGGGGGAGGGAACCCCAGGGGAGGGGGCCCCUCGAGGUGGUGGGGGGGAGGGGGCCCUAAGCGGUGACAAGGAGGAGGGCCCGCGUGGCGCAGAGGUUGGUGACGAGGAUGGCGAUGGCGAUGACGAUGACCUUGACAACGAAGUUGACGACACACGAUGACAGCCAAUCGCAUGCAAGCGGUCUUAUAUGUAAGCCAAUUACAGGGGAGCAGUCUAGAACAAUUGACCAAUCUUGAGCGGGAAUCAAAAGGUUUGAACAAUCACGUUUGAGCCGAGUGUAAAUUACUGAACAAUCACAGAUGGAGUGAAAUUUCCCAAUCGCGAGCGAGUGGUCUGUACAUUUUGAUGAAUCGCAAGCUCGGCAGUCGUGGACUAUUCACUCUUCCUUCACCUCGUUGACAUUUCCCCACUCAAGAAGUUUUAAACUCGCCGUCGGACAACGCCGGGAGAUGCAGCAGCCCUGCUGCGUAGUCUCUACAAGAUGCGAGUUCCCGAAUUGAAGACGACCGUCAUCAGCACGCGGCACUUCUCGUCGUAUGAAUUCACAGCACUCUAUUUAACAACACAAUCCAUUCUCUUGCACCCCAGUGGUACGUGUCCAACGUUAUCCCAACGUUGGCUUGUGGUCAGAACCGUUGGCCCCAACGUCCCAUGUUUUACUGGGAUGUCGUCUCCCUAGCGGGACGACAUUUGAUUGUCCUGAUUGAGGAUCGCGAUCCAAAUCAAUAAUCGGUUCCUUGUCUCAUUUUUGAUCGUAUCAUUUGUAUUGUUUCUCGAAGGUUUUUUCUUUUUUGACGUUUGCACAGUUUUUUGUUAAGUCCGCUAGCCCGAAUUGAAUCGUUACGGGUUGUAGAGCUGCAGUGAUGAGAAGGCCUGUGCGACAGUCUUACGUUGAGUGAACUGCACUUUAAACGUUUUAAAAUGAAUCUUUGUUCGUACCUGGAAGUUAAGCAAAGCACAAAAUAAAUACAAUCAAAAUGUGAAAAGCAAUUACGAAUAUACAGUAGACUCUCGAAUAUCUGCACUAAUGAUGGGGAGGAUGGCCGCGGAUAAUUAAAAAAUAUCAAUUUUCCGCGGAUCUCUGCGAAUAACCACUAAUAUAGGUAUAAAUUAUGUUUUAAGUCUUAUAAUUUCGUAAAUUAAAUCUCGCAAUAAAUGAUGGGAUAAAUCCCUCAAUGAAGCACACAACUAACGAUUUCGAUUCUUAUUAUUUUGUUUUAGAACGAAUACGAACGAUUGACCGAUCAGUGGCAUGAUGAGUGAUAACUUUCUUGCUUCCGUGCAGAAGGCUACCCACUAUGUGGAUAGCAGAGCCACACCAAUCAAAAUCAAACCCCACUGUUGUAAAGAUAUGCAACUAUUGUACUGUGGAGGCAAUCACGUGGAUUUCGGAUUAACCGGCACGCACAUUUGUUCGUUUUAAGAACGUGACCUGUAAUAACCAUUUUCAAGAAGAACAAUGUAUAACUGUUUUUAGAUUAAUACUCUUUGGUUCUUUCGGUAAAGUCACGUAGGUAGGAAAAAAUAAUAGAUCACGACGUUUCGAUCGCAACACAAGCAACAGUCAUCAGGUGCGAAACAAACACAGCAGGGAGGAAUGCUGACGAAGGAGAAAGAGCUGCUGCAACAAGAAUUCAUAUAGGAUUUUUGGUGGGCCCAACCCAAGGGUAAGUGGGCGGAGCUAGAGAAGGAAUUUGUGCGUAAAUCUUGAUUCGAAGCUGUGAAUGUGAGAGAUUAUAGCAUGUCGAUGUGAGACUGCCCAGCCACCGGAGGUGUGCCAAUGAGAAGAUUAGCGUGCCAAUGUCGGAGAGCCGGGCGCUAAUCUUUUCAUUGGCACACCUCCGGUGGAUGGGCCGUCUCACAUCGACAUGCUAUAAUCUCUCACAUUUACAGCUUCGAAUCAAGAUUUACGUACAAAUUCCUUCUCUAGCUCCGCCAACUUACCCUUGGGUUGGGCCCGAUCAAAAAUCCGAGAAAACUCUUGUUGCAGCAGCUCUUUAUCUAUCCUACGUCAGCAGUCCUCCCUGCUGUGUUUGUUUCGCACCUGAUGACGGUUGCUUGUGUGUUGCGAUCGAAACGUCGUGAUCUAUUAUUAUUUUGUCUACCUACGUGACUUUACCGAAAGAACCAAAGAGUAUGGAUUCCUGCAGUCACGAAAGCUUCAAAUCAAGAUUGUAUUUAGAUUAUUUGGGCUUAAUCGAAAUUCUAUGAGUUAUUAAUGUAUGUCAAUCUCAGGUGCUCGGUAAUCCACACAUCGGUUAAACUGCACGCGGAUAAUCAAAGGUGUCUACUGUAUAUGGAAAACUGAUUCCGCAGUGAUCGCCAAGAAAAUUAAUAUCAUAUCUUGAAAACCUGGUGAUAAGUGAUGUUAAGCGGGGUCACCAAUAACGGUACAAACCCACAUCACAUGAUAUCUGGUGCUGAACUGAAUUUGGCCAAAGUCCAGCUCUUGAGAAUGAAAAUAUCGGUUUGACAUGCAUGCGAAGAACCUCCCUCUCGUACGUACAGCAAGUGAGAUAGUGCUCCCCUCUACUGUGUAGACCAGAGGUCGCCUUUAAGAAGGGCUGUCCGAGGUGGCUCUGUGAUAUACACUUCCAUGAGCUGUUCUCUAGGAGGGGGGUCGCGUGUUGCUCUCUGCAGGAGAGUUUCUGAACGGAUCCUUCGUGUCGUGACGAGGCGACGCCGAAAUUAGAAAAUAAAACUAAAUUAAACAUCACUCGGUAAAACUCGUGGGCUUUCGCGACCAAUAUCCAUAAGAUAUUUUAUUUUGGUUCGAUCGCGUAAAAUAUAAAUGUGUCGUUAACCUCGCCACCACCCCAACACAGGCAGUUAACAAGGUUUGUCAGAUAUCCAAAAUAUGUCAACCCUGGUGGUAAUAAGUGGUGUUCAGGCGGGUCACUAAUGACUGUACAAACCCACAUCCCAUUAUAUUUGGUGCCGCAAUUAAAUCUUGCUAAAGUCCAGCUCUUGAGAAUGAUAAUAUAUAAAACCAACAAAAAAAAUAUCACUCGCUAAAACGAUAAAUAAAUCGAGAUUAUUCGCUCCAAGUGUCUUGAGAGCCGACGAGCAACUUGGAUACCUGGGAAAUAGUGUCUGUGCUUUCGUCUUGACUGAUGUUUUCUUACAAAGCCACAAAACCAGUGGUUCCCAACAUCCCCGUGUCGCGUAGCCCCUAAUACACCGUCAACCGUUCACCUACCAGCACCCACACAGCACUAACGAUAAUUAAAUUAUGCACAUUUCAAUCAUUUGACAAACGCAACUAAAUACGUACACUUUAAUGUGUUUUAUUUUUAAAUGCUACCGUUCACUUUAAUUAUAAGACUGAUGAUGAAGAUUGAUUUCAACUUGUAAUCGCGCCGUGCAGUAUUUCUCCUGCGAAGAGAGAGUGAGGGAGGAAUUGCACACGAGGACUGUAACGUGGAGUGGGAUGUUAUCCGGGGGUUUCUGCGUUCCACAUGGAAGGCAAAACCCCUCGUUGACGAUGGAAUUGUCCAAACAUUCCCGUGUGGCAGGGGACCCCUCCGAACACAAGAGUCUCGUCACUCACCGAAGCCCUUUUGAGUGAUAUCGUAGCACUGUUAUUUGUAUUAUUAUUUGAAUUAAGUUAACUUGCAUUCGUACAACUUGAGCUUAAGGCAUGUACGAAAUUCUUAUGGUUCGAUGGCCGAUGCAGCCUUUGUCUUUGUCCGAAUAAAGAAGUCAUGUCACUGA
Petromyzon marinus (sea lamprey) is the source of this 5548-nucleotide messenger RNA. It is a transcript of the gene DEF8, whose product is annotated as differentially expressed in FDCP 8 homolog. The record is from RefSeq and is a predicted model, not a curated record. NCBI's taxonomy places the organism in Eukaryota, Metazoa, Chordata, Hyperoartia, Petromyzontiformes, Petromyzontidae.